Messenger RNA from Manduca sexta (tobacco hornworm), 709 nucleotides. RefSeq lists its product as uncharacterized. The transcript is spliced from 2 exons. Bases 93 to 653 code for a protein of 186 amino acids. The record is from RefSeq and is a predicted model, not a curated record. NCBI's taxonomy places the organism in Eukaryota, Metazoa, Arthropoda, Insecta, Lepidoptera, Sphingidae.
UGUAUAUUUGUUUGUGACAUUGACAAAUUGUCCGGCACUGUCUGGUUUGUCAAAAGGUUUUCUAGUUUUAUUUUGUGUUUACAUUUAUUUUGAUGGAAUCGUCGAAGGAUAAUGUGAACGAUUCGUGCGAUAACACUGAUGGGCAGAAUUAUAGUAACAUUUCAGUCAAAAUUUACGAUGAAAAGAGCGUCGGUGGUGCUGAUGAGGUCCCAACAGUAACUACGAACAAUCUAAAUGAAUUGAAAGUUUUGGAUUUUUAUUCGGCUGAUGAUGUCAGACAGUCAAUUAAAUCGGUGUUAGCUGGCAAGGGGCUGUACAAAAGCGAUGAAAUACCACUACCAAAAAUAAAAGAAAACACAAUUCAACCAAUAUCGAAAGAGCGCAAAGAGCUACACAAAGAGGAUACUUUAAUAAAUAGUCAAGUUGAAAAUAAUGUUAAAGAGGUAACACCCAGUGUAAAUAAUGAUAUUCAGGUUCAAGAAAAUGGAAGAAAACGACGCGGUAGACCAAUAAAACCAGGACCCUCUAAGAAUCCAGCUAAACGGUACAAAAUAGAAGAUUUCUAUGUCGGAAAACUUUCCAAUUUCGUUCAUUACAAGCGUAAAGGCGACUCGGAGAGUGAUUUUGAUUCUGAAUCUGGUGUUUUGUACUAAUCUAACACAAUUAACUUAAAAAAUAUUAAAUGUUUCUGUUUUCGUAUUUUAAUUUA